UUAAUGCUUGUGUCAUUUUUGAUACAAGUAUACAAAAGUUGAAAAGUUUUCUAUACAUGAGUAGUCAAUGUGUCCAAUUUUUGAUUUUGCUACUAUUCCAGAUACUUCUCAAAAUAUGACUUCCCAGCCAGCAAAACCCAAUAUUCAAACCGCAAUUGAUUUUUCUGAUAUUCCACCAUCAUAUAAUGAAUUGUACCCGCAAGUAAAUACUGAACCACCGGUAUCCCCAACGACCACACCAAGAACUGAAACUUUAUCUGUAACUGAAAGUGCCGUCACUUUCUCGAAUCAAGAGUGUCAACAAAGGAAUCAAGUAGUUAUUUCCAGACGUGCUCGAAGAAUUAACAACUGUCGAAACCGUUCUAUUUCGUGUAUCGAAUGGUCUUGUUUUUCGGUAAUAGGUUUAGUCAUUUUUAUUGUGGUUUUUUUAUCUGUUAGGUGUGUUUCAACCGACACUUGUUAAAUUGAACUUCUAAGCGUGAAAUUUAUUUUAAUUCCACAAUUUAGAAAACUAUAAUUCUAAUUGUAAGAUUAAUAAUAAAAGUAUUGUUAUUGUAUUUUUAACAGUUAAAUUAAUAUUGUUAAAUUAAAAAUAGAUGCA
Caenorhabditis elegans is the source of this 601-nucleotide messenger RNA. RefSeq lists its product as uncharacterized. The coding region runs from base 116 to 463 and encodes 115 amino acids. NCBI's taxonomy places the organism in Eukaryota, Metazoa, Nematoda, Chromadorea, Rhabditida, Rhabditidae. The transcript is spliced from 3 exons. The record is from RefSeq and is marked reviewed.